This is a messenger RNA of Cajanus cajan (pigeon pea), 456 nucleotides long. Lineage: Eukaryota; Viridiplantae; Streptophyta; Magnoliopsida; Fabales; Fabaceae. The record is from RefSeq and is a predicted model, not a curated record.
AUGCCCACUUAUGCAAAAUUCAUGAAAGACCUCUUGACAAAGAAGAGAAAGUUCGUUGAGCAGGAGAUUAUUGAGUUGGAAGCGGGAUGUAGUGCCAUAAUUCAAAAGAACUUACCUCCCAAGUUCAAGGACCCUAGAAGUUUUACAAUUCCAAUCACUAUUGGGGACCUAUCAGUUGGAAGAGCACUGCUAGACUUGGGUGCAAGCAUUAACCUCAUGCCCUUGUCUAUGUCAGAUAGAGUUGGCCAGGUGGUAGUAAAAUCGACCUGCAUGACUUUGCAACCAGCUGACCGGUCUAUCAAGUAUCCCUAUGGUGUAAUUGAAAACAUGCUCAUUAAAGUUGACAAAUUCAUAUUCCCAGCUGAUUUUGUGGUUAUGGAUAUGGAAGAAGACUCUGCUAUUCCUAUUAUCUUGGGGAGGCCAUUUAUGAGACUGCACGAGCAAUCAUUGAUGUAG